AUGUGGAAGCGAGAAGAUAUGUGGAUCAACAAUGUGUCUUCUAUGGACUCCCGCCUCCCGCUAUUGGAAUCUGGAACUCUUGGAACAAAGGGGGAAUGUGCAAGUGGUCUAUCCUCAUCUCACCGAAGUCUUACUCCCGCCUCAGCUCAAGCCGCCAUGGCAUUUGCUGCAGCCGACCAAACAACCAUUGUCAAUACAAUGAACAGUCUGCGGUCACGGAUGGCGAAAGGAACGGAGAAAUGGGUUGGGAAAGGAAGAAACUAUCCACAAUCGAUUCAGAACUUAUCAAUUGAUUGCCGCCGGGCGAACUCCGGACUAUCGGUUGUGCGUAUCGCAAUUUCACAACUGGAGCCGCUGCUGGGACUAUUCGCUGUGCUUUGUCGUUACAAUGCUAGGCUACAGAGU
Messenger RNA from Mesorhabditis belari, 405 nucleotides. Lineage: Eukaryota; Metazoa; Nematoda; Chromadorea; Rhabditida; Rhabditidae. The record is from the annotation of a GenBank genome assembly.